AUGAGCAACUUUAGUAAUAAAAAAGGUUUAACAAAUUAUUCUUAUUUAGUUGGUAAAUAAACAAGAGCUUAAAACAAGAAGUAGGCCGCAGCCCCUGUAAUGUUGAAGAAGAUGAAACUUAUUUCGAAAAGCAAAGGGAUAUAUAAGUUGGAAGUGGAUGAAGCCUUUGUCCAAUAACUAUAGCAAGUUUAACAAUUUUUGUCAGAAUUAAACGACACUAUGGUCGGUCCUGUAGAAUAGAGUUAGGCAAUGGCUCAAGAAUCGAAUCCCCAAUUUGAGCAGUAAGAGGAGGAAGGGUCAUCGUCUGCCUCAGAAGAUAAAAGUGGUGCUCCAAUGUCUCAACAACCACAAGAGCAAUAAUCUCAAUAACCCAACGAGGUCAAGGAAACGUAGGACUUUUAUAGACGUAUACCUCAUUUUUUUAUGGGGAGGUUCAAGAAAUGGGCAAAGAUUUUAAAAGAAGAUGAUGUUAGUUCAUUUUUACAUCAACUAAAGUCUAAUAAGAAAUCGAAACAGGGCAGAUAUGAGUUGGGGGAUUUUCAUAAAUGUUUUUAGAUUGACAAAAAUGAUAGCAAUGAUUAAUAAAAGCAGAAGAAGAAAAUAAAAGAAUUGUUUCUUGAAUUUUUAUAGAACGAGGCCGUCCUCCAGAUCAUCCAAUAUAACAAGAUCACCAACCAGGAUUAGAAGAUUAAAUACAUAGAUGUGAUUCCGAAUAUGGUUUAGGAGAUGUACAGUGAUAAGCCAUUUGAUUAAUUUUUGGCUCAGUAGAACAUAGAGAAACAGAUAAACAAAAAGAAGCAGUUGUUGACUGAGACCCAGGAAGUGAAGCAAUAGCAGCAUUAGCAACUCCCUUAACAAAAAUAAGAUCUAUCUUUUGAGGAGCCCAUGAAGCUAGCGCGAGAAGUAUCAUUUCAAAGCUAAUUAUGA
Messenger RNA from Paramecium tetraurelia, 927 nucleotides. RefSeq lists its product as uncharacterized. Lineage: Eukaryota; Ciliophora; Oligohymenophorea; Peniculida; Parameciidae. The record is from RefSeq and is a predicted model, not a curated record. The transcript is spliced from 4 exons.